Adineta steineri is the source of this 488-nucleotide messenger RNA. NCBI's taxonomy places the organism in Eukaryota, Metazoa, Rotifera, Eurotatoria, Adinetida, Adinetidae. The record is from the annotation of a GenBank genome assembly.
AUGUCACCUUUGUGGAGCUUAAGAUGGUUGUGGGUAUAUUUUUUAAUUGGUCAAUUUGCUAUAUCAAAUGUGAGAACGGCUUGGCCUGCAUCUAAUUCCUCCAAUAUACAAUUAUUGGGCAUUUUUGGCAAUGGAUUGACUAUGAACGAUUCCAGUCCAGGAACUCUUUGGUCUCGUGCGAUGUUCAACGCAGCAAUAUUGCUUUCUCAGCAAUAUAAUAUAACAAUUGAUGGGCAGUUUAUUGGUUCACAGCUAGUAGCAAGUGGCGGCAUAACAAUGAACGCUCUUAGCAACUCAUGUCUACUAAUAUCAACUUCAAAUAUAGUUGGUAUUGUGGGACCAACAUUCUCUCGAGAAACUCAGGUUAUUGCACCUUUUGCUGCACAACUUUCCAUUCCUGUUGUAUCCUACUCUGCAACAGAUCCUGGUCUAUCUGAUCGGGGAGCUUAUCCUACUUUUUAUCGUACAGUUCCAUCAGAUACUACAGC